CGGGUCGGCGCCUUUGUGUGAGCCGGGCCGGGAUGGUGCGGGGCGCCGGGCGGAGCCCCUUGCCCUGCCAAUUGCUGCUCCCGCCGCGGAUGAGAGCGUGAAGGCCGAGCUGACCAGCAGAAAGGGCUCUUGAAGCAGCUGCUAAGAUGGGCAUGAGGAUCAAGCUGCACAGCACCAACCACCCCAACAACCUGCUGAAGGAACUCAACAAGUGCCGCCUCUCCGAGACCAUGUGCGACGUCACCAUCCUGGUGGGCUCCCGCUCCUUCGCUGCCCACAAGGCCGUGCUGGCCUGUGCUGCUGGCUACUUCCAGAACCUCUUCCUCAACACCGGGCUGGACGCUGCCAGGACCUACGUGGUGGAUUUCAUCACGCCAGCCAACUUUGAGAAGAUCCUGAGCUUUGUGUACACCUCGGAGCUCUUCACCGACCUCAUCAACGUGGGGGUGAUCUACGAGGUGGCCGAGAGGUUGGGCAUGGAGGAUCUGCUGCAGGCUUGUCACUCCACCUUCCCUGACCUGGAGAGCUCGGCCAUCACCAAGCAGCCUGCUCUGUCAGCGGGGGAAGGCAGGGCUGGGGUGCUGAGCAGCACCUCCUCGGAGCAGAGCCACCCUUUGGGGGACAUCAGGGGUGGCGUGGAGCAUUUCGGCCCCGAGCGGAAUUAUCUCCUGCACGGGGACGUGGUGGGAAGCUACAAAGAGGAUGAGAGGAGUGCUGUGGGUGAGGCCAGCCAGGCUCUUCCCCUGAUGCACCCACAGCAGCCUCCCAAGACAGAGCAGGAGUCUGAUGCAGGACAGUUCACUCCAGUCACGGCUCUGGGGGCUCAGCCUGGUGGGAAUAACGUGGCACAAACCACUGGCAGCUCCUGCCCUCAGUUCAAGGCCCAGAGCAAUGGUGACUACAGCAAGGGUGGCUUCUUCCCCACUGAGCCCUCCCUGGAUGUCUCCACGGGGAGCAAUUCCUGCCCCAGCAACAGCGACCACUCCAAAGAGCAGGGAUUCGAGCAGAUGGAUGAGCUCCAGCUGGAGGAUUUGGGGGAGGCCGAGCUGCAUUUUGAGGAUGCUGGAGAAGAGCUGGUGCCAUCUGAGGAGGUGAUUGAGCUCAGUGAUGACAGCGAGGAGGAGCUGGCCUUUGAGAGCGACAGCCGGGACAGCAAGGCCAUGCCCUGCCAGGUGUGCAAGAAGGUUCUGGAACCCAACAUCCAGCUGAUCCGCCAGCACGCCAGGGACCACGUGGACCUGCUCACGGGGAACUGCAAGGUGUGUGAGACCCACUUCCAGGACCGUAACUCCAGGGUGACCCACGUGCUGUCCCACAUUGGCAUCUUCCUCUUCUCCUGCGACAUGUGCGAGACCAAGUUCUUCACCCAGUGGCAGCUGACGCUGCACCGGCGGGACGGGGUCUUCGACAACAACGUCAUUGUCCACCCCAGUGACCCCCUCCCGGGGAAAGUGGCUGUUUUUGGGGGAGGGCCCGGCCCUGAGCUGGCCUGUGCUGCCUGUGGGAAGCCCUUGGCCAAGGAUUUCCACACGGUGCGGAACCACCUGCUGGAGCACGUGAACCUGAAGAGCCAAACGUGCGGCGUGUGCGACCAGCGGCACCUGAGCCUCUGCAGCCUGCUGUGGCACGCCCUGUCCCACCUGGGCAUCUCUGUCUUCUCCUGCUCAGUGUGUGCCAGCAGCUUUGUGGACAGGCAGCUCCUGGAGAAGCACCUGGCCGUGCACCAGCACGUGGAGGAGGCUCUUUUCCAGUGCCACUUCUGCAGCCAGAGCUUCAAGCUGGAGGCCGCUUACCGCUACCACGUCAGCCAGCACAAAUGUGGGGGCAGCCUGGACAUCAGGGCAGGGUUUGGGGAGCGCCUGCAGCCGCAGGGGCUGCCCAAGAGGAAGCUGCCCGAGGAGUUUUUGAGCGAGGAUCUGGCUCUGCAGAGCCAGCCAGGGAACAGCAAGUACAGCUGCAAGGUUUGCGGCAAGAGGUUUGCCCACACCAGCGAGUUCAACUACCACCGGCGCAUCCACACCGGGGAGAAGCCCUACCAGUGCAAGGUGUGCCACAAGUUCUUCCGAGGGCGUUCCACCAUCAAGUGUCACCUGAGGACGCACUCGGGGGCCCUGAUGUAUCGCUGCACGGUGUGUGGCCACUACAGCUCCACGCUCAACCUGAUGAGCAAGCACAUAGGGGUGCACAAGGGCAGCCUCCCGCCCGACUUCACCAUCGAGCAGACUUUCAUGUACAUCAUCCAUUCCAAAGAGGCCGAGAAAAACACGGAUAGCUGAUGGGGAAGAAGAGUGUUGAGGAUGGAGGAGGAAAAAGGAAAGGAAAAAAAAAAAAAAAAAAGCAAGUUGUUUGGUUUUAUUUAAUGGUCAGGCAUCAUGGAUGGAAUUUCGGUUUUGGUUUGAUUUUUUUUUUUUUUAUUAUUAUUAUUUUUGGGCCUUCCUAGGGCUUUUUAGAUUGGUGGAGUUGUACAAAUUAACAGCACGUGAGGUACAUCACUGUUUCAAGGAGUCUGUCGUGUUUACUUACCUCUGGUCCUGUUAGAGGCCAUCUGUGCUAUUAGCAUUUCUCACUAGUUUUUGAGCCUAGAUUCUAUUUUUUUUUUUAAACCUUUUAGCCCACUUGACCAGGCUAAGCUUGUCCACAAACUGAUGCUGCUAAGAUUUUCACACCUGACCUCAGUGGAGAGGGACAAGAGCCAGAGCAGGCGCUGGACUCGAAAGGAAAGGAACAAAAGAGAAAGAAAACGAAAAAAAAAAAGGAAAGGAAAAAAAAGACAUUCUGGGCAUCCCUGGUGCUCUGCUGCUACUGCCAGGAGAGGAGCAAAGUGUGCUCUGGGGAGAGGAGCAGGAAGCACCUGAGUGUGUAAACAAGGAGGGAUCCCAGCAGGGAUCGAGGAGCAGGGAAUUCACAAACGAGGAGGGAUCAGGAGCAGGGAAUUCACAAACGAGGAGGGAUCAGGAGCAGGAGAUUCACAAACGAGGAGGGAUCAGGAGCAGGGAAUUCACAAACGAGGAGGGAUCAGGAGCAGGGAAUUCACACAUCCCCAUGUUUGCUCUGCCGUGCCCUGAGGCCUUGGAGAGGAGGAGCUGAAGGAGCCCCGGGAGCUCCCCGCAGAGGCAGAGGUGGCUGUGUGGGCACGGAGAUCUCCUGCAGGAUUGGAGAGGGAGGGGAGGAAGCUCCCUGAUCCUUUUUGGGGUGAUUUGUGGUGGCCACAGAGAGCCAGAGCAGUGCCCUGGGCAGGUGAGUCAGGAUGAAGCUGUUGCCUUAACUCCCUGGAAGGAGGAGGAGGAGGAGGAGGAGGAGGAGGAGGAGGAAGGACCCUUCUCCUCCCACACCCUGGACGUGUUCCUGUGGCAAACCCGUGUGCUUGGAGCGAUGUGAGUUUGUUUGUUGGUGGGGUGGGAGCCACAGAGAUGGCUGGCCACUUCUGGGGGGGGCUUCCCUGGGUUUGGGGGGCUCUCCUGGGCAUGGAGUGGCCAUGGAGGGGCUCCCCUGG
This is a messenger RNA of Zonotrichia leucophrys gambelii, 3493 nucleotides long. RefSeq names its product zinc finger and BTB domain containing 39 (gene ZBTB39). NCBI's taxonomy places the organism in Eukaryota, Metazoa, Chordata, Aves, Passeriformes, Passerellidae. Gene Ontology annotation, molecular function: protein binding; DNA-binding transcription factor activity, RNA polymerase II-specific. The record is from RefSeq and is a predicted model, not a curated record. The transcript has 2 exons. Bases 147 to 2276 code for a protein of 709 amino acids. Gene Ontology annotation, cellular component: nucleus. Gene Ontology annotation, biological process: regulation of transcription by RNA polymerase II.